Molecule: messenger RNA, 413 nt
Organism: Dentiscutata erythropus
Lineage: Eukaryota; Fungi; Glomeromycota; Glomeromycetes; Diversisporales; Gigasporaceae
Source: the annotation of a GenBank genome assembly
AUGGCAUCAACAAAAAAUAUUAAUAGAACGACUUUGGCCCGCAAAAUGCUUCAACUAUAUUUCGAGGGGGAUGCAUCUUUUGAGAAUUUUGUUGCGAAAGAUUUAAUAAUAACGAAUGCGACUGAUGGAAUGUUAGCAUCAUUGGUCGAUGCUUGUGGAUCGCUAGCUAUAUCAACUAAAGGAGCGCAGCUUAGUCGUCUUAGUACGGAUUUAAAUAUUUCAUAUAUCGCAUCAGCGGGAUGUGGUGAUACUUUACUUGUGAAUGCAGAAUGUGUAAACCUUGGUAAAGCAUUCGCAUUUGCCACUGUAGAGGUGCAUAAUAAAGCUGAUGGAAGGUUAAUAGCUCAAGGUAGUCACACUAUGUUAAUGGUUAAUUUUCAUUAUGAUGCUGAAAAUGAUGAAAUCGCAAAGUU